CCUAGAUGUGUUCCUCUGUCAGCUGCUCCAGGUGACCCUGCAGGGGGUUGCACUGGCUGGUCUCCCUUCCAAUCCUAGCAAUUCUGUGGUUCUGUAACACUGAGUUGUCAAGAUUAGUGCCUGUUGCAUUGUUACUGUUUUCUCAUUAUUAUUUAUCAUUCUAGAGAUGGAAUUUCCUUCUAGCUUCACUAGUACUGAAAGAGCAUUUGUUCACCGUCUCUGUCAGUCUCUUGGACUGGUAUCUAAAAGCAAAGGAAAAGGAGCCAAUCGCUACCUGACUGUAAGGAAGAAGGAUGUAUCAGAGGCACACGCAGGCAUGACUUGUGGCUUGGCUCUCCGUACGAAACACGCUGUUCGGAGUCUGAUUCAGCGCUUUCCCGUCACAAAUAAGGAAGGCACGGAACUCCUGCCAAGGACAGAGCGAGGAAAUGCCUGUGCUGUUGAAUCUGAAAACAAAGAAGUAAACAAGAUAACUUUUCGACUUAAUGAUGGUAUCCCCCAGGUCCCAGUGGAAAGAGGGGAAUCAGAGUUUGAUUCCUUCAGGCAGUCACUACCAGUUCUUGAGAAACAGGAAGAAAUUGUCCAAACAAUAAAGGACAAUAAAAUUGUUUUGAUCAUAGGAGAGACUGGAUCAGGAAAAACUACGCAAAUCCCUCAAUUUAUCCUUGAUGACUGCUGCAAGAAUGGAACUGCCUGUCGUGUGUUCUGUACUCAUCCCAGACGUUUAGCAGCUGUUGCUGUGGCUGAAAGAGUGGCAGCAGAAAGAAGAGAGAAGAUUGGCCAGACAAUUGGUUACCAGAUCCGGUUAGAAAGCAGGGUUUCUCCAAAGACACUGGUAACAUUCUGCACUAAUGACAUGCUCCUUGGCACGCUGAUGGCAGGAGACAGCACCCUCUCCACCGUGACCCAUGUUAUUGUGGAUGAAGUACAUGAGAGGGAUAGGUUCAGCGACUUCUUGCUAAUAAAACUGAGAGAUGUGCUGCAAAACCAGCAUAAUUUAAAACUAAUUCUUUCUGGUGCUGCUGUAGAUACAAAUCUCUUUAUUAGGUAUUUUGGAAGCUGCCCAGUAAUACAUAUCCAAGGCAGGCCUUUUGAAGUUAAAGAGUUGUUUCUGGAGGACAUUUUACGAAGCACUGGGUAUACAAACAAAGAGAUGGUGAAGUACAAAGAAGAGAAGCAGCAAGAAGAGAAACAGAAGUACACUCUUGCUGAGUGGUGUUCAGCUCAAGGCAACAGUAACAAAAGGACAUCUCGGAGACAAAAAUCGGUUCCAAGGGCAAAUGAGGAGUACAAAUGGUUGGGUGAUGGUGGUGACACAGUAUUUAAUCAACUGACUGAAAAAGAUGUGAAUUGCCUUGAACCGUGGAUAGUAAAAGAAAUGGAUUCCUGUCUUUCUGACAUCUGGUUGCAUAAAGAUACUGAUUCGUUUGCUCAGGUGUUAAAUCUUAUUUUAACUGAAAAUGUCAGUGUUGAUUAUAGGCACAGUGAAACUGGUGCGACUGCUCUGAUGAUUUCUUCAGGGAGAGGCUUUUUGAGUCAAGUAGAACAGUUGAUCAGCAUGGGAGCAAGUAUCCACUGCAAAUCAUCUAAUGGCUGGAUGGCUGUGGACUGGGCUAGGCACUUUGGACAGACAGAGGUUGUUGAUCUGUUGGAAUCCUACAGCACUUCAUUUGCAUUUGGAAAUCUGGAUGAAAGUUCCCUGGUCCAAAAUAGUGGUAGUGACCUUAGUGCAGAGGACAGAGAACUACUGGCAGCUUAUCAUCACAGUUUUGAUGAUGAAAAAGUGGAUCUGGAUCUGAUAAUGCACUUACUUCACAGCAUCUGUCAUAGUUGUGAUGCAGGAGCAAUUUUAAUAUUUCUUCCUGGGUAUGAUGAGAUAGUGAGCCUCAGGGACCGCAUUCUUUUGGAUGACAAGAGAUUUGCUGCUAAUGCUCACAGAUACCAAGUUUUCAUGCUUCAUUCAAGUGUGCAGACUUUGGAUCAGAAGAAAGUGCUUGAAACUCCACCUUUUGGCAUCCGCAAAAUUAUUCUUUCUACUAAUAUUGCAGAAACCAGCAUAACAGUCAAUGAUGUGGUGUUUGUCAUUGACUCAGGCAAGGUGAAAGAGUCUUUUGAUGUGCAGAGUCGUGUUCCAGUGCUAAAAAUGGGGUGGAUUUCAAAAGCCAGUGCUGUCCAGAGAAAAGGCAGGGCUGGGCGCUGUCAGCCUGGAGUCUGCUUUCGUCUCUUCAGCAGGCUGCGAUUUCAGAAUAUGUUGGAAUUUCAAUCUCCAGAACUUCUAAGAAUGCCGCUUCAGGAGAUUUGUUUGUACACAAAACUUCUGACUCCAAUUAAUUGUCCAGUUGUAGACUUUCUUAUGAAAGCUCCUGAUCCGCCGCCUGCUGUAACUGUGAGAAAUGCUGUGCAUAUGCUUAAGACCAUAGAUGCCAUGGACCCUUGGGAAGAUCUCACUGAGCUUGGUUAUCACCUCACUGAAUUGCCUGUAGAGCCACACCUCGGUAAAAUGGUGUUGUAUGCUGUAGUUCUGAAGUGCCUGGACCCCGUUCUGACCAUUGCCUGUGCUCUUGCCUGCCAAGACCCUUUUGUGCUGCCCACGCUGGCCUCCCAAAAGCGAGCAGCCGUGCUGUGCAGGAAGCGUUUUGCUGCCGGGACGUUCAGUGACCACAUGGCCCUGCUCAGGGCUUUCCAGGCAUGGCAGAAGGCCCGCAGUGACGGCUGGGAGAGAGCCUUCUGUGAAAAGAACUUUGUAUCCCAAGCCACAAUGGAAAUCAUUGCAGGAAUGAGAACACAGUUGCUUGGCCAGCUUAGAGCCUCAGGUUUUGUGAGAGCCAGAGGAGGAGCUGAUAUUAGAGAUGUUAAUGCUAACUCUGAGAACUGGGCUGUGAUUAAAGCUGCCUUAGUGGCCGGGAUGUAUCCCAAUCUGGUGCAUGUAGACAGAGAAAGCCUGCUGUUGACUGAACCAAAGGAGAAGAAAGUGCGAUUUCAUCCUACCUCUGUUCUUGGCCAGUCUCAGUAUAAAAAGCUUUAG
Messenger RNA from Vidua macroura (Pin-tailed whydah), 3025 nucleotides. Its product is annotated as 3'-5' RNA helicase YTHDC2-like. The record is from RefSeq and is a predicted model, not a curated record. The transcript has 22 exons. Bases 167 to 3025 code for a protein of 952 amino acids. Gene Ontology annotation, molecular function: protein binding; RNA binding; ATP binding. Gene Ontology annotation, cellular component: intracellular anatomical structure. Lineage: Eukaryota; Metazoa; Chordata; Aves; Passeriformes; Viduidae.